Messenger RNA from Naegleria lovaniensis, 360 nucleotides. RefSeq lists its product as uncharacterized. NCBI's taxonomy places the organism in Eukaryota, Heterolobosea, Eutetramitea, Acrasida, Naegleriidae. The record is from RefSeq and is a predicted model, not a curated record. Bases 1 to 360 code for a protein of 119 amino acids. The transcript has 3 exons.
AUGAAGAAUAGGCUUUUAGCAGGAUCUUGUUGCCGCAUGAGAAACCAAUUUAAACUGAUCCAUUUAUACCGUACUACUACUUCAACUCAACUCAGAUUUGUGAGAACCGAGUUAGCGGUUGGAGAGGAAAAGGCAGAUCAAAGAUUUGAUGGAGCAGUGAAUAAAUCGUUGAAAGGAGAGGCUACUUCUACGGUUCCAGAAUUUGAAAAAUGGAAUGAAACACUUGCAUCGUCUUCCGAAGCUAUUGUAAAGGCAGAGCGUUCGCAUGAUAUGUCUAAGGAAGAAUUGCAAGAGCAGACCAUCAAAACGUUGCAGGAAAUGGAGAAGAAGGGAGAAUUCCCAUUCGAUGACACUCAGUAA